This is a messenger RNA of Fusarium coffeatum, 513 nucleotides long. RefSeq lists its product as uncharacterized. Bases 1 to 513 code for a protein of 170 amino acids. The record is from RefSeq and is a predicted model, not a curated record. The transcript is spliced from 2 exons. NCBI's taxonomy places the organism in Eukaryota, Fungi, Ascomycota, Sordariomycetes, Hypocreales, Nectriaceae.
AUGGCUACCUCCAAAAACAUCGACGGCGACGAAAUCUCCGAGCUCAAGUCAGACGCGUUCGCUGUUUCUGCAAAGAACCUUUCCUGCGUCGAGGAGUUCGGUCGAAAAUGGCACGACCGCGGUAUCAAGGCUGGCGUCACUCAAGCUAGAACGAAAGUUGAGGACGGCACCUCGGCCUCUCUAAUGGAAAAUGCUCGCGAGACUAUCGCCGCGCUGGCCGCCCGCAACAAAGAGCUUGAGAAACAAGUCAAGGAGCUGAACUACUACAAGGACAUCGCACUGGACGCUCACGACAUCGUGACUUCUUCCGGCUCUAUGGCCUGGCAUAUCCUGGAAACCGAGAAGGCAUACAUGAGGCCUGAAAGUUUCAACAAUCUUCGUGGAAUAGCUGCAGACCUCAAAACAGCCAGAUCAAGGUGCAAAGCCAUGUUUAAUCAUGCUUCUGAGAAGGCCAGGGGUUACAGUGACGACUCCCCAGACGUUGAGCGCAAGAACAAGCGUCAACGAAUCUAG